Molecule: messenger RNA, 2109 nt
Organism: Liolophura sinensis
Lineage: Eukaryota; Metazoa; Mollusca; Polyplacophora; Chitonida; Chitonidae
Product: F-box/LRR-repeat protein 7-like
Biological process (GO): SCF-dependent proteasomal ubiquitin-dependent protein catabolic process
Cellular component (GO): SCF ubiquitin ligase complex
Molecular function (GO): protein binding
Source: RefSeq, a predicted model, not a curated record
CGAGGACAGGUACAAGUCGGGAGUUAUGUGCAGUCGCAGUGUUCAGAAAAUCAGUCGUAAAAUCGUCGAGUGUCAUUGAAAUGUUCGUUAUUCGAGUGUGGGGCCCGUGUCGGCCGAUGUGAACGGGCGACAGCGUCAGCUGUGUCUCGAUCUGUUGUCUAGACUGGAUUUACCUUCAGCUCACCUGGCUUACCUGUGAUUCUCUUACCUGUCCUCUUCAUCAUUCAGAUAUGUGAUGUGUUCUGCCUGUGAUAUUACGACCGUGUCUCCUGAUCCGGGCGUGGUGACGGCUGUACAGGGGUAGCUCAAUCCCCACCCCCAGCCUACCACCUAGCCAUGAUGUCUGCCUCCCCCCAACUCUUUACAGACUGGGAUGGAGUAUUUGGGGAACUGUUUGGAGCUGGAGACCCUGUCCAGACAUUGGAGUCGGCUCAUGACUCAGCUCAGGCAUCGCCUCUGAUGUGGUCAGUGGCCACAGCGGCCAUUAUCCAUCUCCAAAAAUGAGCUCUUUCAAGGGAGGUGACCAGGAUGACCCAAGUUCAACAGACAGCAGUUUCUCUCAUGGGCGGCUCCAGUUGGUCGAGCCCAAGUACCAAGGGCCACCAUCAUCAUCAUCAGCAUCAUCUACAUCGUCAAAACCACAUUAAUCAGGAGUGUCCUCGUUCCGGGGUCAGGAUGUCUCCACGACCUCCACUGUCUCCCGGCAUGUACAAAGUGCAGCACAUGGAUGCGCGUAUUGACUUCAUGACCAACGAGUUUAACCACAUGGACUUGCAUGACACAGAUCGGUUAAUCAUGAAAUCAUCAAAAGGCAAGCGUCAUCAUUCGAGACUGUCUCCUUUUGACUUGCUGUCUGAUGAUGUCAUUGUCAAAAUAUUCUCCAGUCUUCCUACGGACUCGUUGUGUCGAUGUUCACGGGUUUGUCACCUGUACAGGCUUGUCUGGGACCCAACCUCUGGACUGCCAUUGGUCAUCAACACAGAUACCAUCAACAUUGACAAGGCUUUGCGAGUGCUCACCAAACGCCUCAGCUAUGAAACGCCGAGUGUCUGCGUGAUUGUAGAGAAAAUUAAUCUGAAUGGAUGUGAAAAGCUAACAGAUAGAGGUCUGCACAUCAUCGCCAAACGCUGUCCAGAACUGAGGCAUCUGGAGCUGCAUGGCUGCGCAAACGUCACAAACACGGCGUUGUUUGAGGUCGUGUCUUACUGUGUCAAUCUGGAGUACCUUAAUGUUACAGGCUGCCCCAACAUUACGUGUAUAAGUCUGCUGGAGGGGGCGAUCUCCCCAUCCUCACCCCACCACUUACGCCAAAUCUACCUGAGACACCUGGACAUGACGGACUGUACUGCCCUGGAGGACGAGGGACUCCAGAUUAUCUCCCUUCACUGCACACAGUUACAGUUUCUCUACCUGCGACGAUGCGUGCUUGUCAGUGAUCGUGGAAUGCAGUUUGUGGCGCACUACUGCACCAGUUUGCGCGAGCUCAGCGUCAGCGACUGUCGCCGUGUUACAGACUUUGGUAUGAGGGAGUUGUCAAAACUAGACUCUAAUCUACGCUACUUGAGCGUGGCUAAAUGUGAUAAGAUCUCAGAUGUGGGCAUCAAGUUCAUUGCCAAGCACUGCACACGGCUGCGGUACUUGAACGUUCGUGGCUGUGAAGCUGUCUCCGAUGACUCGUUAGAACUCCUUGCUCAGAACUGUACGCGUCUUAAGUCGCUGGAUUUGGGGAAGUGCGAUGUGACUGAUGAGGGACUACAGGUGCUGGCGCAGAACUGCCCCCAGCUGAAGCGUCUCAGCCUAAAGUCGUGCGACGCGAUUACAGACGAGGGUGUGAUACAGCUUGCAUAUCAUUGCCAAGCUCUACAGCAGCUCAACAUCCAGGACUGCCACCUGACGGCACAGGCUUACAGGACGGUCAAAAAGUACUGUCGUAAAUGUAUAAUAGAACAUACCAACCCAGGCUUCUGUAUCUAAGGCUGCUCCCGGAGAUCAUUGUCACACUCAUCUCAUACACCCACAUCUGAGAUAUCACCACUGUCAUGUAUAUGUCUACUUGUAUGUAAAACAUCCAGCAUCUUUUCUUCUGGUUCUUUUUUUGAAAAUGAAGUA